GGGGCGGCGGGCCCGCCCCGGCGGCCGCCAGACGUGCCGGCAGUCACAGGGUAGCGCACGUCGCUCCCGUCCACCCACUCGCCCGCAUUUAACCCGGCCCGCCGCCGCCCGCCGCUCCUCAGCCCGCGCGGCGCGGACGCGGCAUGAGCAGCCCGCCCUGAGCACCGGCCGCCCGCCCGUCCCGCUCACCGCGCACCGCGCUCCGCUCCCGCGCACCCCGCUCCGCGCACCACCGCUAUGGAGCGGAUCCCCAGCGCGCAGCCCCCGCCGGGCUGCCUGGGCAAGCUGCCCGCCCUGGAGAGCGGCGACAUGCCGGGGCUGGACUUCGCGCACAUGUACCAAGUUUACAAGCCCAGGAGGGGGUUAAAGAGGAGCGAGGACAACAAGGAGACCUACAAGCUGCCGCACCGGCUGAUAGAGAAGAAGAGGCGCGACCGGAUUAACGAGUGCAUCGCCCAGCUGAAGGACCUGCUGCCGGAGCACCUCAAGCUGACGACUCUAGGUCACUUGGAGAAAGCUGUGGUUCUCGAGCUCACCUUGAAGCAUGUGAAAGCACUAACCAAUCUCAUUGAGCAGCAGCAGCAGAAAAUAAUUGCUUUGCAGAAUGGUUUACAAGCGGGUGACCUGUCAUCAAGAAACCUCGAUUCCAGCCAGGAAAUGUUUCGAUCCGGUUUCCAGAUGUGUGCCAAGGAAAUGCUGCAAUACCUGGCAAAGCACGAGAACGGGAAGGACCUGAAGUCGUCCCAGCUGGUCAGCCAUCUGCACCGAAUGGCCUCCGAGGUGCUCCAGGGCGGAGCCGGCCGCAAGUCCGGAGACAUCCCUCCUAAAAUGGUGGACUUGAAAGAGAAGCCCGUCUCCUUGACCACGGUGGCGGAGGGACACGGGAAAAACUGCGUGCCUGUGAUCCAGAGGACAUUUGCUCACUCCAGCGGGGAGCAGAGCGGCAGCGACACGGACACGGACAGCGGGUACGGGGGAGAGCUGGAGAAAAGUGACUCCAAAUCCGAUCAGCAGUAUUUCAAAAAGGAUACCGAACUCAAGUACGCUGUCCAGGAGAGAAUAAGCUCUAUUAAGCAAGAGACUGAGGACCCGCCGGCCAAAAGGAGCAGGCUGGAGUCACCGGAGGACGAGAGCCCUUUUGGCAGCGACAUGAUGGGCUCUUCCAGCAGCUUCCUGGGGCCCCACGCUCACCAGCCUCCCUUGUGCCUGCCUUUCUAUUUGAUCCCACCAUCGGCAACAGCCUAUCUGCCCAUGCUGGAGAAGUGCUGGUACCCAGCGUCCGUACCUGUCUUGUACCCCAGCCUCCCAGCCUCUGCCGCAGCACUUACGGGGUUCAUGAACCCUGAUAAAAUCUCCCCACCUCUGCUGAUGCCCCAGAGACUCCCUUCUCCCAUACCGGCCCAUUCCCCUAUCGACUCCUCGGCCCUGCUUCAAGCUUUGAAGCAGAUUCCUCCUUUGAACUUGGAAACCAAAGACUAAGCGCAGUGUGACUUUUUUGGUUUUUUUAAGUUGGGUUUUGUUUUGGUUUUUUUUAGUUUGAGACUUUCACUUUUAUAUAUUGGCUGGACUGAGGUGUGGGGAUAAGGUUCACUGCACGUAGGAAGCUAAAUCCCCUUUUCUCUGACUUGGCAGGUAGCUUGGAGGAGGAUGAAGGAUGCACCCAGGUUAGCAAUUCAGAACUACUUCCAGGAGAAAUACAGAAAAAGAAGGGUUUUGUGCUUUACCCCUUACCUUCUCCCCUCUCCACAUCUACAGAACAGUUGACUCGGUCAGCUGCGGCUAUAUUGCAAAGCUGUGAAAAAAUAUUCCAUUAGGCAGACUUGGGUUUAGGGUCUGCGAAUAUAAAACAUGGUACUUCUCAUAAAGGCUUUUAAGGCAACAGCCCCACUGCUGGUAGUUUGAGCUGAACUGAUUCAGUGCCCCAUCAGUCACCAGUGCCCGAGUGACCGGCACAGUUGGUGCAGCGGUGGUGGCAAUGCCACCAAAAGCACAGGAGCAGCGGACACUGCUUGGUCAUGCACAGUCAGGUAGACUUAAGACGGGUUUUCUCCACACCUUUGGCUGAUAUAUAUAUAUAUAUAUUUUUUUUUUUUAAGAAAUAAAAGGUAGAUGCUGCUUGGAAGCUUUACAUGGCGUACAUCUAAUAAAUAAAUUAACACGCG
This is a messenger RNA of Strigops habroptila (Kakapo), 2162 nucleotides long. It is a transcript of the gene BHLHE40, whose product is annotated as basic helix-loop-helix family member e40. Gene Ontology annotation, biological process: anterior/posterior pattern specification; circadian regulation of gene expression; regulation of neurogenesis. The transcript has 5 exons. Lineage: Eukaryota; Metazoa; Chordata; Aves; Psittaciformes; Psittacidae. Gene Ontology annotation, molecular function: RNA polymerase II cis-regulatory region sequence-specific DNA binding; DNA-binding transcription factor activity, RNA polymerase II-specific; protein dimerization activity. Gene Ontology annotation, cellular component: nucleus. The record is from RefSeq and is a predicted model, not a curated record. The coding region runs from base 238 to 1479 and encodes 413 amino acids.